Saccostrea echinata is the source of this 1445-nucleotide messenger RNA. RefSeq names its product fibrinogen-like protein A. The transcript has 5 exons. The record is from RefSeq and is a predicted model, not a curated record. NCBI's taxonomy places the organism in Eukaryota, Metazoa, Mollusca, Bivalvia, Ostreida, Ostreidae. Bases 88 to 1398 code for a protein of 436 amino acids.
GACAAGUUGUUACCUGAUACUACGUCUGGAAGAAUUUCCAAUGUUUUAUGGGAUAUUCUGAAUCAAGAAAGCUUAGUUCGAUUCUCCAUGGUACAGAAAAUUCAGAAUCUGGUUAUGGAUGUCAUUGACAACAAAAACAGCACUCAAAACAUGAAUAAAAGACUUAACGAUGUAAUAAAAGAAUUGCAGGAAUCAGAAGAUCGGCACCAAAGAAUAAGAAAAGAAAAUUUGAAAUUACAAGAGGAAUUAAAGAUAUUGAAUGAGACACUGGGUGAAAACAAAAAUCGCACUGAAAAAAUGAUUCAAAAUUUAAAAGAAUCAGAAAUAAGUUUCUUAAAACGCCAAACCCUGGAUCUGCAAAAGAAAAAUCAGGCAUUAACAAACGAAAACAUGGACACGAAAUCCAGACUUGAGAUUAAUCAUAAAAUAAUAACUUUUGUGAACAACAGCCAGACUGGAUUAAAAGAAGAAAUUCAAGAAACGAAGACAGCAGUAGCAGAAAAUUCACAAAAUGACAGAUUGCUAAGAAAUGAGCUACAAGAGCUCAGAAACAAAAACAACACCUUUUCUGAAGAAAAGAAAUCGUUAGCUGAUCAACUAAAUCGAAUGAAUAAAACUCAGUACAAUAUGUUGGAGGACAUAUUCAAAAGAAUUUCAGUCUCCAUCAAUAAAACCAUGAACAAUAUUCGUGAGAAUGUUAAUCAAUCAAUAUUACAAUUAUCGGAUAAAAUAUCGAGAGUUGAUUCAAGACUGUUCCCAAGGUAUUGCUAUGAUAGACUAAAAAGGAAUCCCAGCCUGAAAGGAAAAGAUGACGUUUAUGAUAUUGUCGUCGACUCUAAGAUCACUUCCGUUUAUUGUGACAUGACUACAGACGGAGGCGGAUGGACGGUUUUACAAAAGAGAAUAGACGGCUCAACUGAUUUCUAUCGGACGUGGGAAGAAUAUAAACAUGGUUUUGGCCAUCCAAAGAAAAACUACUGGAUUGGUAAUGAUGCCAUCCAUGCUUUAACCAAAGAUCAGGACCAGGAACUAAGAGUAGAUCUCCAGAGAUUUAAUGGGAAAAAAGCGUUUGCUGAAUAUUCAACAUUUUAUAUCGGAAACGAGGCUGAUAAAUACCGACUGACGGUUUCCGGGUACAAUGGAACUGCAGGUGACAGUUUGGCUUGGCACAAUGGAAUGAAAUUUAGUACUAAAGAUCAGGACAAUGACAACUGGAGUAGUAGUAACUGUGCUUCAACAUGGCACGGAGCCUGGUGGUACAACGAGUGUCACAAAUCAAACCUUAACGGAGCGUACGCAAAGUCUGCUCUGUCUAGUUGGAGUUACCCGGUAUGGGAACACUGGAAAAGAAAUGAAGCAUUAAAACAGACUGUGAUAAUGAUAAGAUACAAAUAUUAAAUUCAAUGUUAUGAUUAAUAAAAUAGUUCAUGUUGUGAUAUUACUAU